Spodoptera frugiperda (fall armyworm) is the source of this 1632-nucleotide messenger RNA. RefSeq names its product innexin inx2 (gene Inx4). The coding region runs from base 141 to 1256 and encodes 371 amino acids. The record is from RefSeq and is a predicted model, not a curated record. NCBI's taxonomy places the organism in Eukaryota, Metazoa, Arthropoda, Insecta, Lepidoptera, Noctuidae. Gene Ontology annotation, biological process: phototransduction. Gene Ontology annotation, cellular component: plasma membrane; gap junction. Gene Ontology annotation, molecular function: gap junction channel activity. The transcript is spliced from 4 exons.
UCAUUUGACAUUUUGACAGAACGGACGCUUCUUAUUGUCACAAAAGUAAAAGUUGGCGGGUAGUUGAUUUUUCUUUUCAGCUUGAAAUAUUAGAAACAGCAGAGUUCUUUAUAAUAUCGUGGUGAUAACUAGAAUUAAACAUGAUUGAUCUGUUUAUGCCCUUCCGGGCAUUUUUGAAGUUUGAAAAUGUGUGUACGGAUAACAAUGUUUUUCGUAUGCACUAUAAAGUGACUGUGAUUAUGUUGCUUGUGUUCACGUUGUUGGUGACUUCGAAGCAGUUCUUUGGAGAGCCGAUCCACUGUAUGAGCGACAGCGAGAGGGACAGUGACAAGGACGCCAUCAACAGCUACUGCUGGAUCUACGGCACUUACACCCUGAGAAGCCGAUUCGUAGGUGUGGAGGGCAAGCACAUGGCCUACCCAGGCGUGGGCCCUAACAAGUCUGAGAAUGAUGAGCAAAUUAAGCACACUUACUACCAGUGGGUGUGCUUUGUGCUGCUUGGCCAGUCUGUCAUGUUCUACACUCCAAGGUACCUGUGGAAGAUCUGGGAGGGAGGGAGACUCAAGGCAUUGGCUUCUGACUUGAGUAGCCCUGUGGUGACCAAAGACUGGUCGGAAUUCCGACGUGGAGAGCUGGUCUCGUAUCUGAGCUACACCAACAUACACACACACAACAUGUAUGCCCUACGAUAUGCCUUCUGUGAGAUACUCAACCUUAUUAAUGUGGUUGGCCAAAUAUUCCUGCUGGACAUAUUCCUGGGUGGUGCAUUCCGUAACUAUGGCGCAGCUGUGGCGGCGUUCACACACACCCCGCGCGUGCCUGCCAACAUGAUCGACUUCGCAUCUGUCAACCCCAUGGAUCAAUUUUUCCCCAAACUUACCAAGUGUUGGCUCCGUAGCUACGGUCCAUCAGGCUCAUUGCAGAUCAAAGAUCGCCUCUGUGUUCUCCCUCUGAACAUAGUCAAUGAGAAGAUCUUUGUGAUUCUCUGGUUCUGGCUUAUAAUUUUGGCUUUUGUUUCCACUUUAUCGGUUCUGUUUCGCGUCCUGGUGCUUUCUCUUCGCCCUCUCCGCUCACUGAUGAUUGCAGGCCAACUGAGAUAUGUGAAGAAGAGUACGAUAUCGCGUAUUGUGAAGCGAUUUGGUUACGGCGACUGGUUCAUACUGUACUUGCUGGGCAAAAACAUGAACCCUAUUAUUUACAAGGACUUGAUUGUGGAACUUUCCAAAGAGUUGGAACAUAAAACUGUAAUGGUCUAAUCUGUAUUGUCUCAACAUAAAUGCUUGUUAACCACAACAUCUUGGGUUCUACUCAAAGAAACAUCUGUUCCCAAAAUUCUUCACUAAUAUGUGGUUAAUAUAAACACAAAAGUAGUUCAUUUGCUUAUUGAUAACCAAAACUGUUCAUAGUAUUGUAUAAGACUACAACUAAGAAAAAGUGCCUUCAUUGAUAUUAUUAAAAUUAAUGUCUAAUUAUUAUUUUCAUUCUAUUUGUUGUUAAUUUGUGAUUAAUGAAAAUAUUUAUAACUCUUUCUUGCAGAAAGAAGAUUCAUACUAAAGUAAUUAUAAUUUUAUUUUAUUUCUAAAAAUAUAUGAAGAAAAAUUUAAGUUUGAUUAUUUUUGCAUUAUUUUUGUU